AUGGUUAAUUUGGAUCCGGAUUUUAUCCAAGCGGCGGCUUCUUUUCUUAAUUGUAUUGUGGGUGCUACUUCCUUCACUUUUCUUGGUAUAUCGGUGGGGGUUAAUCCUAGGAGGCGGGAGGUGUGGAAGCCAAUUGUCGCAAGACUGAGGAAUAGAUUGGAGUCUUGGCAGAAUAGACAUUUGUCUAUGGGGGAGGGUUUUUUUGUUAAACUCAGUUUUGUCAAGUACGGUGACAUUAGGAGGACAAUGCUUUCAGAUUUGGUGAUUCAUAAAAGAAAUAUGGCUUCUCUCUGGUGGAAAGAUGUUUGUUCUGUGGGAUCAAUGGGAAACAAUCCGUUGGAAAACUGGUUUCCUUCAUCUGUUGCUUGUAAACUUGGAAACGGAGAGGUUAUUGAUUUUUGGGCAGAUCGGUGGGUGGGAGGAUAUCCUCUUCGCAACCGCUUUCCCUCUUUGUUUUCCCAUGCAGAAGUUUCUUCCAAAAAGGUUAGCGACAACGGCUUUUGGAACAAUGGUUCUUGGGUUUGGUCAAUUAAAUUUCAUGAAGGCUUUUCUGUUGAGGAUGAAGGGGAGUCCUUAUUGGAUUUGUUGAGACUUAUUAAUCCGAUACAACCCGUGUUUGGAGUGUCGGAUUUGUUUGUUUGGUGGAAAAAUCCUAAUGGUUUUUCGGUUAAGGCAAUUUAUGAGAUGACUAUGGAAGGUGAUUCUUGGAGUCAAGGUUUGAAUGAAAACGUCUCUAAGGAGUUAUCUUCUUUAUGGAAAACUAAGAUUCCGAGUAAGGUGUCUAUUUUCGGUUGGAGUUUAAUUUUGAAUAAGAUUCCCACUAGGAAGAAUUUGGCUUCUCGGGGUAUUUUACUCGGUCCAGAUAAUUUGGUUUGUCCCUUGUGCUUAUUGGCGGAGGAAGAUACAAAUCAUCUUUUUGGGAGUUGUUCGGUUACUUUAUGGUGGUGGAAUAGCUUCUUGGAUUGGCUUCGUAUUGACGUCUUGGCAAUUCGGGAAUGA
Messenger RNA from Vicia villosa (hairy vetch), 999 nucleotides. RefSeq lists its product as uncharacterized. The record is from RefSeq and is a predicted model, not a curated record. Lineage: Eukaryota; Viridiplantae; Streptophyta; Magnoliopsida; Fabales; Fabaceae. The transcript has 3 exons. The coding region runs from base 1 to 999 and encodes 332 amino acids.